Vidua chalybeata is the source of this 5291-nucleotide messenger RNA. It is a transcript of the gene FCHO2, whose product is annotated as FCH and mu domain containing endocytic adaptor 2. Lineage: Eukaryota; Metazoa; Chordata; Aves; Passeriformes; Viduidae. The transcript is spliced from 26 exons. Gene Ontology annotation, cellular component: clathrin-coated pit; clathrin-coated vesicle; cytoplasm. The record is from RefSeq and is a predicted model, not a curated record. The coding region runs from base 96 to 2528 and encodes 810 amino acids. Gene Ontology annotation, biological process: synaptic vesicle endocytosis; clathrin-dependent endocytosis; clathrin coat assembly.
GCGGAACGCGGCGGCGGCGCCCGUUUCCUCCGUCGCGUCUCGACGGCUGCGGCGGCCGCGGCCGGGCUCGCCGGUGGCCGGGCGGCGGAGAAAGGAUGGCGUACUUCGUGGAGAGCUUCUGGGGAGAAAGGAACAAUGGCUUUGAUGUCCUCUAUCAUAAUAUGAAACAUGGACAUUUGUCAACAAAGGACUUAGCAGAUUUUAUUAGAGAAAGGGCUACAAUAGAGGAGACAUAUUCAAGGUCGAUGACAAAACUAGCCAAAUCAGCAAGCAAUUACACACAACUUGGGACAUUUGCACCAGUUUGGGAUGUUUUCAAAACCUCAACAGAAAAACUAGCAAGUUGUCACUUGGAUCUUGUGCGGAGAUUACAAGAGCUAAUAAAAGAAGUUCACAAGUAUGGAGAUGAACAGAUCAAAGCUUAUAAGAAGACUAAAGAAGAUGUUUCAGGAACUUUGGAAGCAGUGCAAAAUAUUCAAAGCAUCACUCAGGCCUUGCAGAAAUCAAAAGAAAACUAUAAUGCAAAGUGUGUGGAACAAGAACGCUUGAAAAAGGAAGGAGCAACACAGAAAGAAAUUGAAAAGGCAGCAGUUAAAUCUAAAAAAGCAACAGAUACCUAUAAACUGUAUGUGGAGAAGUAUGCUGCAUAUAAGUCUGAUUUUGAACUGAAAAUGACAGAAACAGCACAGAAAUUUCAAGACAUCGAAGAAAUGCACCUUCUUCGAAUGAAAGAGAUUAUACAGUCAUUGUCGAAUACCAUAAAAGAAAUUCAUUUACAAAUAGGAGAGGUGCAUGAAGAGUUUAUGAAUAACAUGACAAAUACUACAGUUGAGAGUUUAAUACAGAAAUUUGCUGAGUCAAAAGGAACUGGCAAGGAAAGACCUGGCCCUAUCGAGUUUGAAGAAUGUAACACAUCCAGUGUAGCUGAAGGAAUAAAACCACGGAAAAGGAAGCCUUUUGGUUUAUCAGGAAUUAUGAAAAAAGAAAAAGAUACUGAAUCUGUGGAGUGUCCAGAUGCAGACUCAGUUAACUUUCCUGAUGUAGAUGAUGAAGGAUACAGCAUUAAACCAGAAGCCACACAGGAUACCAAAGAGAACCAUUUCUAUUCAUCCAGUGAGUCUGACUCUGAAGAUGAUGAACCCAGGAGGUUCCAUGUGGAAAUAAAACCUGUCCAGCCAAAUAACAGUUCUCAAUACACUAUGCCUUCUUUGGAUGAAUUAAAAGUAUCCAUAGGGAACAUCACUCUUUCUCCAGCAAUAUCUCAGAGGCACAGUCCUGCACAAAUGAAUCAAAAUUCAUCCAGUGAAGAGUUAACAAAAUCAAAACUUUCUGCUCCAAUUACUGAAAAGGGGAACAGUGACUUCCUGGCAUGGGAUCCACUCUUCAGCACUUCUCUUGAAUCUUCCUCUUCAGCUUCUUUGGCAUCCUCAUCUUCCUCAGCAAGGCCCACCACUCCUCUUUCUGUGGGCACCAUUGUACCCCCUCCAAGGCCUGCUUCAAGACCAAAGCUGUCUACUGGGAAACUUAGUGGGAUUAAUGAAAUACCUAGGCCAUUCAGCCCUCCACUGACCUCUAACUCAAGUCCACCUCCAGCAGCUCCUUUGGCACGUGCAGAGAGCAUUUCUUCUAUAUCCUCUUCUGCCUCCCUCAGUGCAGCAAACACACCUACAGUUGGUGUUUCACGUGGUCCCAGCCCCGUCAGCCUUGGAAACCAGGACACCUUGCCUGUUGCAGUAGCUCUUACUGAAUCUGUUAACGCCUACUUUAAAGGAGCAGAUCCCACAAAAUGCAUCGUGAAGAUUACUGGUGAUAUGACAAUAUCAUUCCCAAGUGGGAUUAUUAAAGUCUUCACCAGCAACCCAUCUCCUGCUGUGCUCUGCUUCAGGGUGAAAAACACAAGCAAACUAGAACAGAUUCUUCCAAAUACACAGCUUGUAUACAGUGAUCAGUCACAAAGUGACUCCAAUACUAAAGACUUUUGGAUGAACAUGCAAGCUAUAACUGUCUACCUCAAGAAAUUAUCAGAGCAGAAUCCAUCUGCAUCCUAUUACAACGUGGAUGUUUUAAAGUAUCAGGUAUCUUCAAAUGGCAUACAGUCCACUCCCUUGAAUCUUGCAACUUAUUGGAAAUGUGAUGCUAACACUACUGAUGUGAGAGUGGAUUAUAAAUACAAUCCUGAGUCUAUGAAUGUGCCUAGUAUGCUGUCUAAUGUCCAGGUUGUGGUACCAGUAGAUGGAGGAGUGAUAAACAUGCAGUCACUUCCACCUGCAAAAUGGAAUGCAGACCAGAUGAAAGCAUAUUGGAAAAUAUCUAGCAUUUCAGAGAAGUCUGAGAAUGGAGGUUCUGGAUCCCUCAGAGCAAAAUUUGAGCUUUCAGGAGGACCCAGUAAACCAGCAACACUUGCAGUGCAAUUCAUCAGUGAAGGAAGCACCCUUUCAGGAGCAGAUGUGGAACUCGUAGGCACUGGCUAUCGGCUUUCCCUUCUUAAGAAGAGAUUUGCCACUGGACGGUAUAUGGCAGACUGUUGAUGUACCUGUGAAAGUCAUUGGAUCAGGAGUGCAAGAAACACUUGCGACGAUAGGAACUCUGCCCUCUCUAUUUUUCAAACACUAUUUUAACAUGCAUUAAUUUUUAAAAAUAUUGACUUACUUUGAGGCUAAACUACAGAAAGUAAAUGCACUUUUAAGAGUCAUUUUGAAAACUUUUUAUUACUUUACAAUAGCACUGAAGUUAACUUCAACACUGUCUGUAGAUGAUCAACUGCAAUAUUUGGGAAAAUUUGUUGGAAAAUUAGUAACUUUAUAUAGAUGAAGUCAAAAUAGUAAUCCACAAUUGUAAUGGAAGUAUGAAAUUUUAUGUUGUACUGUAAACAUUAAACCUAAAAUGUAGAAGAUCUAGUAAGAAAUAUUUGAGCUUUUCAUAAGUAAUACUCAUUUUUCAGAUUCUUUAAUUGCCAAAUUUUAAUUGACAGUUUAUAAAGAUAGCAGAGGCUGUGUCUCGUGUAGUCCUUCUUUCCAUUCAUACCACAAGACCAGCUGAGUUAAAGAUAUAUAAAAGUAACUUGAUGCCCAUGUAUCAUAUAUUAUUAAAAUGUAAGUUGUUUCAUGUAGGUUUUUUUUAAAACUAAGUGCAAUGUGUUACAAAUUGCAAAACACAGCAGAGAUUUACUUCUGCAAUUAGUAAAAAUUUUGGUCCUUGUUAUUGUUUGAGUUAAUGCAGUAGAUUUAAUUUAUUUUUAUAUUAAUUGCAUAACAUUUGUGCCUUUUAAAAAUGCCUGUGCCUAUCCAGUCUGAUACUCAUGUGCCUCACUUCCUUUUUCAAAGUUUGGCUCUUCAUCAGGAAAGCAUGGCGUUUGUAUUAUGCACAGAACUUUAUAAAAAUUCUUCUUACUGCAAUUUAUUUAGAAGCAGGUUUGUAAAAACUGCAGUUUGUUUUAAAAGAAAUUUAAAACACUGAAUUAUUUCCUCGAUGAAUAAUUGCAAUUAAAUGUGGUUUUAGUAAAGGGAGCUGCAUCAUGCAGUACUCAGAAACUUUUUCAUUAAGUAAUUUUAAUGUCACCAAAGAGGAGAAUCUGAAAAAUCAGUGAGGAUAGGAAAAACAAACUUCUAAAAGCAAACAGCAUUAUUCUUUAGUUUGUCUAUAAGUCUUCAGAUUUCGAGUGGUUUUGGGGAUGUGUGAUGUGAAUGUACACAUAGUACUUCAGGAGGCAUUAUAAAGGAUAUUUUAUGGCUGCAGGAUGACAAAUCCUGUCAUAUGUUCAUUUUUUUUAUAGAUACCAAUUUUAAUAUUUGUAUUGUAAUCUAAUCUGCUUGCUACAGCCUAAGCACAGGGAAUUGACAUAUCAGUAACAGUCAUAUCAGUAAUUUUUUCAAGCAAGUCACUAAUUUAGAAAAUUUUCUAUGUAUUUGUAUUACAAAGCUUUUUUUGUAAUGUUGAAAUCAUAAGCAUUGGGGCAAAAUAAUUCAAUAACCUGCAUGUGGCGAUUUCAAAUGAACAUUUAGCAUACCAGCAUCUGUUUCAAAUUCUCUAUUAAAACAGUAAAACAUGCUUGAUUUAAUUAAUGAAAAGCCAGUAAUGAAUUGGACUGCUGAAGCUUUACAAGAAAUUAUGCCUUUGUAGAAGCUGCAUAAAUUGUUGUGUACACUAGACACUUUUGCCGGUGAGAAUUUCAUUUUUAGUACUAAGAAUAUAGUGUACUGUAGAUUUGAUUGGAAGAGUAUAUUUGGCUCCUAUAUUUUGCUAAUCUUAUUGAUGAUAAAUUUACAACUCAUAAAAGGGUGGUCUUUUUAUUGGAAUUUUAAUUGUAACCUGCUUUACAAUCAAACUGAUUAACACACAACAAUAUUUUAUUAAUGAAAACCCAAACCUAUUAUUGCUAUUUUUAAUCAAGUAUUACAUUAAUUUCUAAGUUAAAUGAAGUAGUUAAUGUUUCAGCACUUUUAAACUAGCCUUCAUUCAGGUGUUUUUCAUACAUUUGCUUUGGGUGCAGGUUACAAUUUUGAAGCCAUACAAGUUUAUAUAGACAUUUUGUAAAGAAACUCAAAAACAAUGUAAAAAGUAUGUGUGGCUAUCUGAUUUAAAAUAAAAAAAAACUUACGUAGCAAGCUGGUUCUUGCUUGUGUAUACAGCAAUGUCCCUUGUAGCUGCCUCCUAAGAAAAUUAAUUUGUAAACACAACUCUAAAGGAUCUGAAUUUUUAUGAAUUGUUACUGCGUUAGACUGUAAAUUAGAGCAUACAAGUUUAUCUUUCAAAAAUUGUAAAUACUCUGAAUUUUCAUAAAAUGUAAAUUUUUAAAAUUUGCACCCAUAAUAAACAUGUAAUAUAUAAUUUAAAUACUGAUUUAUAUUGCCUGUACUUUUGCAGUUAAGUUCCACAGACCUUUUAAGGAAUAAGGUUAUAGAGAAAAACAUGCCUGUACUGAACAUUUGAAAAGAUUGAUUUUUAAGUGAUAAAGGGUAGAGAUCAUAAUGAAUUCUUUCGUAUAUUUAAAAUCAUCACAGAGAAGGUGGAUGGAAAGAUGACUUCUUCAGAACAUUUCAUCUUUACUAAACUGUAAUGUCUGAGAUGUCUGUAGUGCCCUAUACCUUUACUAAAUUGAUUUGCUUCACAAAUAAAUUAGAUUAGGCAAAGUUGUGGAUAUGUUUAUGAGAAAAGUCUUGAUUCAUGGACAUGAGCUGCUGUCUGUAAAUAGUGCUAUCAAAUGCUGUACAUUAUGUCUUUGUUUAUGAGCCUAUAUCGUGUUGUGUGUGCAGAAGAAGAAUUAGUGACAUAAUUAAAGUAAUUCCUUCUGA